Notothenia coriiceps (black rockcod) is the source of this 3058-nucleotide messenger RNA. It is a transcript of the gene senp2, whose product is annotated as SUMO specific peptidase 2. Bases 202 to 2031 code for a protein of 609 amino acids. Gene Ontology annotation, cellular component: nucleus. The record is from RefSeq and is a predicted model, not a curated record. NCBI's taxonomy places the organism in Eukaryota, Metazoa, Chordata, Actinopteri, Perciformes, Nototheniidae. Gene Ontology annotation, biological process: protein desumoylation; proteolysis. Gene Ontology annotation, molecular function: deSUMOylase activity. The transcript is spliced from 17 exons.
CGUUUCACGUUGGUGAGUAGAACAUUCGCACCACGUAAAACAUCAACACUGAAUGACGCAGGUCCUCGCAGUGCUGCUAACUGAGCUAACCCCAACGGCAGGCGGUGUGUCGUAGACCGUUUGUUUGACAUCUUAUCUGUGGUGAGAUUAGUCCUGGACCGCGUAGAAGACCCCGUUACAAUUCUCUCGUAUGUGUCUGGGAUGUAUGGAUGGAUAGUUGACGGAAUCUCAUCGCUGUUUGAGCCCGUUACUGGGCAGAACCACAACGAGUGGCCCGGGAAAGGUAACGUUAGCCAGGACAUACCCACGCGACCUGGCGUAGAAGAGGAGCGGCACGAGAGCCUCAUCAGACCGGCCAAACGGAACUACCAGAGUGUUUAUGUUGCAGACAAUGUUUGCCAGAGUGACCAGGUAGAGGUGAAAAGAAAUAGGCGAGAUGUAGUCAUUAGCUUUGUGAAGAAGACUGUGGCCGGUGUAGCAGGUCUGCUCAGGCUGCGCAACCCGCGGAAGACUAGUGUGAAGCCCGAACUUUAUGAAGACAUGCAGCCUGUCACUCUGAUAGGGAUAGAUGAGCUCCAAACCUCGUGGCUGAACAGGACCGAGUGGAGAAUGAUUAAACCAAUAGGUGGAGUGAAUGAUAGGAGUGGGAAGAAUCCGUUUCAGAGCUCCUCGCCUCCUUUAAUGAGGAAAUACAGCGGGGCAAAUCUGUCCGCGGUGCUCUCGGACAGGGGGAAGGAUCGGGAGAGGAGAGCCUCCCUCCAGCUGCUGCCCUCCAGACCUGCUCAGAGAGUAGGAACCACUAACCCCGAUCCAACCUGCAAUAGCUUUGGACACACUCGCUGCUACAAGCCCAUUCUUACAGUAGAAGAGGACAUAAAGCAGUACAACAAGGAACACUACAGGCGCUUGCUGGAGAGGGUGACGGAGCAACACAGCAAAAGCCAACCACUACCUUUCAACCAAACCAAACCAAAAGAUGAGUCGCUGUCACAGGGCGAUCACAGAACUGCUGCCUCCGGAAAAGCCUUUGAACCAGUGCCCAGGAAAAUGGGAUACACAGCUGCUCCUAGUAUGUUUACAUGGAGAAAUGCAUCUGCAACCAAGGAGAGAUGGGGUAGCCUGACUUUUAGUAAAACAUUCAGUGGAGCCUUUGAGGACACGCAGCCUGUGAGAUGUGCAAAGCCUGUGUUGCAGCAGAAACAGGUGGCCGAUUUGGAUCUUUCUACAGAAGUAGCUACUCGCCUCAACCUAGUGGACAGAGAGACUCCUGCUGUCAGCCUCCCUGACUCCCAUCCUGCACACACAGCACAUACAAGGCACAGCGAUGAAGACAUACCCAGGCUGACCAAGGAGAUGUCAGCCGAGGUGAGUUGUGCUCUGGCUCAGAGUGAUCCCAACCUGGUUCUCAGCGCGGCGUUCAAACUGCACAUCACACAGAGAGACCUGGCCACGCUGCAGGAAGGAGGCUGGCUCAACGACGAGGUGAUGAACUUCUACCUGUCUCUUGUCAUGGAGCGGUGCUCUGGUGAAGCAGCAGGCUUGAAAAUCUACUCGUUCAGCACCUUCUUCUUCCCGAAGCUGCGGGGGGGCGGAGGCGGGCAGGCGGGCGGACACAUGGCAGUGAGGCGCUGGACCAAGGCUGUCGACCUCUUCCUCUACGACCUCCUCCUGGUCCCUCUGCACCUGGGCGUCCACUGGGCGAUGGCUGUGAUUGAUUUGAAGUCAAAGACAGUUAAGUCAUAUGACUCGAUGGGACACAGGCACGAUGACAUCUGCGGUCUUUUACUACAUUACCUGAAAGAGGAGCACAAAGUAAAGAAAGGCAGAGAGCUCGAAGGCACUAAAUGGUCUGUUGGGAGCUUGCGGGCCACUGAGAUUCCCCAGCAAAAGAAUGGCAGCGACUGUGGGGUUUUUGCAUGUAAAUACGCUGACUAUAUCGCAAAAGGAAGUCCUCUAACCUUUAAACAGUGCCACAUGCCGAUCUUCAGGAAAAUAAUGAUUUGGGAAAUCCUCAAUCAGAAGCUGCUUUAAAGGAUCGCAACAAUUUCCAAUUACCGCCUAACAAAAGUGACCCUCUGAAUGGGAGCAACAUCUGUGUAGAUUAACUACAUGCUGAAGACAAAAAGGAAUGGGCCAAAGACGUGGACAAAAAUUAACCCAGUGUAGCUGUUCUGGUCUGAGGAAAUUAAAACAAAGUCUUAAAAGAUGGUUGUAUCCCCUUUCCUGUAUUAACAUUUUGAAUUCUCUGAGUUAUAAUUGGAGACAUUAUCAGGAUGGAAGAAGUGUAUGUUUUACACAAGUUUUGGCACUACUGACUGAAUGGCUUUUUGUAUUGACUUAAUAGUUGGUUUUACUGUUUGAAGUGUUGCCGGAAGUGCCUUCAGCCCUCUGACACUGAGCUCCAAUUAGAGAGCAUGCUUUUGUUUAUUUUGGGAAAUUACUUGGUUACGUGCUUGGGACUGCUACCCCGCGACCCGACCACGGAUAAGCGGGAGAAGAUGGAUGGAUGGACUUGGUCACAUACAAAUCAAAAGUCUGACUCAAAAUGUAUUUAAUUUGAUUGUUGAAGAUCAGUGAUAUUUCGGUGUAAAUUCCAAACUGUGGGAUUGUAUUGUCAACAGUGACUACUGCAAUGCUAAUGUCAUGAAUGCAAUCGCUGUGGGAAAUGUAGACAAUGAGAAUCAAUCGAUACCUCCUUUCCAGUCCCUUUUUUAAAAGAGAUGCAUGGUUGACCGCUUGAAGUAUGUUUGUUUUGCUAUUAUUUAUGACUUGACUGGAUGAGAAAGUGUUUCUGGAGAGUGUGUAUAGUUUGUUUUACUCCAUGAGUGGAGCAUUUAUCGAUGUUUACCAUCAUUAUGUAACACAAGGCGCUGUUUGAUUUAGCAAUCUUUUCCAUGAGGGUAUUGCAAGAGGCUACUUAGGGCUAUAACAUUAAAUUAAACUUGCAGUAUAGUAUACUGCAUAGCAAACUACUGUACACACACGCAUGUUUGAGUUCAUGCUUAAAAGUGUGAUUCUCUUUCUCCCUGUAAUAAAGUAUUUCAUUUUUUAAACUGGA